Molecule: messenger RNA, 1440 nt
Organism: Penicillium odoratum
Lineage: Eukaryota; Fungi; Ascomycota; Eurotiomycetes; Eurotiales; Aspergillaceae
Exons: 7
Coding region: 1-1440 (479 amino acids)
Biological process (GO): amino acid transmembrane transport
Cellular component (GO): vacuolar membrane
Molecular function (GO): amino acid transmembrane transporter activity
Source: RefSeq, a predicted model, not a curated record
AUGACUGUCCAGGAAGUGCGUGGCUCGCAGCCUGAGCUUGAGGUAUAUGAUGACUCGAUGGAUACGGAAAAGUAUUUGGAGAAGCCGCCUCCUGUGGAGGAUCCGUUUGGAAAUGAAGAAUCCGGGGAAGUGAAGUACCGGUCUGGAGGCUCCCAGUUUAACAUCAUUGCAGGCAAGCUGGAAUGCUUAUGGUUGCUGAAAACAUCUCACUUGGUAUCAUGUCUCUACCAUCUGCCGUGGCAACUCUCGGGAUUGUCCCGUAAGAAAUCACAUCUCGACUCUGGCAUUGUUUACGGAACACUAAACAUUUCUAGUGCGCUUAUCCUUAUUCUUGGCCUAUCGGGCAUUUCAUGGUACACCGGCUACAUCUUUUGCCAGUUCAAACUGCGCUUUCCUCAAGUCCACAGCAUGGGUGAUGCCGGCGAGCUUAUCCUAGGUCCUAUCGGACGAGAAAUCUGCUACUUCGGCCAGCUGCUAUUUAUCAUUUUCUUGAUGGCUAGCCACAUCCUCACCUUCACGGUGACAUUUAACACCAUCACAAAUCACGGCACCUGCACUAUCGUCUUCGGAGUUGUGGGUCUAGUCGCUUGCUCCAUUGCUUCCCUCCCGCGAACAUCAGGAAAGGUCUUCCUGAUGUCCACCAUCUCAGCCGCUAGCAUUCUCAUCGCCACCAUCGUUACCAUGAUUUCAGUUGCUGUUCAGUCGCCCGCUGAUGUUGUGAAUGAUAUUACAACUCAUCCAACUUUUGUUAACGGCUUCCUGGCUGUGACAAACAUUGUCUUCGCGUUCAUCGCUCACGUGUCUUUCUUCGGUAUUAUUUCGGAGAUGGAGGACCCGCGCCAGUUCCCCAAGUCUCUUGCUAUGCUGCAGGUUGUCGAUACUACUAUGUACAUCGUGGCGGCGAUGGUUAUCUAUUGCUAUGUGGGCCCGGAUGUUUCAUCUCCUGCCCUUUCGGCUGCUGGGCCUGUGAUGAAGAAGGUCGCAUACGGUCUUGCGAUCCCGACGGUUAUCGUUGCCGGUGUGGUUUUCGGUCACGUUGCUUGCAAGUACAUCUAUGUCCGCAUUUUCCGAGGCGAGCGCUCCCACCACAUGCACCAGCGGAGUCUUCUCGCUACGGGUACUUGGGUUGCCAUCUGCCUGAGCACAUGGACUAUUGCCUGGGUUAUCGCUGAGUCGAUUCCGGUGUUUAACGAUUUGUUGAGCUUGAUUAGUGCACUCUUUGGAAGUUGGUUUAGCUAUGGUCUCCCUGCCAUGUUUUGGUUCUAUAUGAACAAGGGACAGUUGUGGUCGACACCCAAGAAGAUCUUCCUUACUCUUGUCAACCUCUUUAUCUUCGGAGUUGCUUGUGCUAUUUGCGGAUUGGGACUGUAUGUCUCGGGCAAGUCCAUUCAUGACAGCUCAGCAAACUCCAGCUGGACUUGCGCUAACAAUGCUGUAUAA